Leguminivora glycinivorella is the source of this 669-nucleotide messenger RNA. Its product is annotated as sphingomyelinase phosphodiesterase C-like. Lineage: Eukaryota; Metazoa; Arthropoda; Insecta; Lepidoptera; Tortricidae. The record is from RefSeq and is a predicted model, not a curated record. The annotation marks the transcript as partial. The transcript is spliced from 5 exons.
UCGCUUGCGCUCGCACCUUCGUCCCGCGAUAUUUACGUUAAGUGAGAGUGAUAUUUUCAAGUGUUGUCUGAGGUGAUGACACCUUACAUGAGUGACUUAAUUACUUUGUAGGACGUUGUGAGGUACUGAUUGACGUGGCAGUGAAAAUGCGAGUGACCUAGCGUCUCACUAUGAAGACCGCGCACCUCGUGCUGACACUGACGUGCGUCAUCUCGUUCACUUGCACCCAUGCCAAAAUAGGUUAUUUUUGGCACAUCACGGACUUCCAUUAUGAUCCGCUGUACACGUCACAGGGCGACACUAGAAGACACUGUCGGCGAGCAGACGAGCGCGGCAGUUCGGGCCACCACCGCGCGCUGGGCCGCUUCGGCGACUACUCGUGCGACAGCUCGCUCGAGCUGAUCGAGUCCGCGGCGCGCCACAUGCGCACGCGACACUCCGAGAACGUCGAGUUCGUGCUGUGGACGGGGGAUAUCAUAGCAUCCCGGUACGGCAGCGACGAAGAGCGGUACCAGGCGAUAAGGAACAUGACAGACCUGAUGGGCAGAACCUUCAGCUCGCACUUCGUGUUCCCGGUACUGGGUCACCUGGACCCGGCGCCGUCGGAGAACCUGACCAACCUCUGGGGGCAUUGGCUGCCGCUUGAGGCUUUGCAGACUUUUAAGAAUG